Molecule: messenger RNA, 982 nt
Organism: Hibiscus syriacus
Lineage: Eukaryota; Viridiplantae; Streptophyta; Magnoliopsida; Malvales; Malvaceae
Exons: 4
Coding region: 163-912 (249 amino acids)
Source: RefSeq, a predicted model, not a curated record
AUAUGUCAGUUUUAUUAUGUUUGUAGGUUAAAUGUUGAUUUUUGAACCAUUUCAAUAUUGAUAAUUACUGAGUAUGUUAUUCUGGAGGAUUUGUUCUACAUUACCUAGAGUAAAUUGCUUUGAAGCAUUUACUUAAUCAGGGUUUUGAAUUAAACCUUUCAGAUGAGAAUGCCUCAGAGCAAUGUUAUUAUUCUGACUGAUCCAGUAUCAGAUCUCUCAUUGCACCAGACCGGAGUUACUGUACUUCCCAUUCGGGGCGAAUAUUCCAGAGACAAGUUGAUGCAUCAAAGAAUCAGGUCUUAUAUUACCUUUCUCGAAAUCAAGCUUGAGAAGCUAUCUCAGGUGCAGGGGCAUAUAACUCAUUUCAUCUUUACGGACUCAGAUAUCGCUGUAAUUGAUGAUCUGGGUCAGAUAUUUGAACACUACCAAGACUUCCAUUUGGCUCUCACUUUCAGGAACAACAAAGAUCAGCCUGUGAAUUCUGGAUUUAUUGCGGUGAGGGGUACUCAUGAUGGUAUUUUAAGGGCAAAAUUUUUUCUAGAGAAAGUAUCAGAAGUAUAUAGCUCCAGAUACAUGAAGGCUUCCCGAAUGCUUGGUGAUCAGCUGGCCCUUUUCUGGGUUGUAAAGUCCGAUGCUUCUUUCGAUGCAAAAAGAUUUAGUAAAGCACAGGCUUUUACCAAUGAGAUUGGUGGUGCAUCAGUGCUGUUUUUACCAUGUGCUACAUAUAAUUGGACACCAUCCGAGGGUGCUGGUCAGUUUCAUGGCAUGCCUCUGGAUGUCAAGGUUGUUCAUUUUAAAGGAUCAAGGAAACGCCUAAUGCUCGAGGCUUGGAACUAUUACAGUUCUUCUACUGACAUUUCAGAUAUGCUGUGCCUCAUCUUGAAGAGUGGGAGAACAAAGUAUUACUUUUGAGUGAAUUCAUUUGGUUAUAGCGUGGAUACUGCAUCUUAUGAUACAUUGGUGAAAGGGAAUGAAUGGCUGA